AAUGCUUCAACAGUUUACCACCAAUAGCUUCGAGCUCUAUUUAAGAACAUGGCCAAGAUCGUCGGCGUUUAGAAGACCAGAACGGCAUGAGAAAGCGCCAGCAACGAAAAGUUUCAUGAUCGAUGAUAUUUUGAAGAGGGUGGAACCGGCAAAAAAGAGCAAGGAAUAUAGUGAACUCUGUAAGUAAAUCGAAGUCUUGUCUAGUUACAACUUUUCAGACUCCAAGUUACUUCGUGUCCCGUUUUAAGUUGUUUGUAAGUGUUGCGUGGCAAAUCUCAAAGAAAUGAAUGAUGCACAUUAGCCAGCUUUAGUGUUUUAUCGCCGAGAUUCAUUUGCUGAUUUGGUUUCUUUUUGAAUGGAGUUACACGAUUUUUGUCGUUUGCUUGUAACAUGUUGAAGAUUAAGCCGUUUUAUUGUUUGGCAACAAAUUUGUAAAACUGCCGACAACUUCUUGUUCAAUUCACAAAUCGACGUCAUUUAAUAAAAUUUGCUGUGGUUGCCGACCCACUUAGCAAACAGGAAAAACGACAAGCAACACAGGAAAGUAUCCUGAAUCCUUCAAUUAAGAGGUUUCACUUCAAAAUUUGGAAGUUCAAGAUUAUAAGAGUAAGAGAAAACAAAAUGCCACCCUUUUGGAAGUCAGUUGGUUGCAAUCAAGUUGGUAAAUUUAGUCUAGAGGCGACCAGGCAGGGUGACGGCUUUAAAACAGUCUAAAAUACCACCAAGAUUGAGUUCUGGUAAACUUGAUAUUCCAACGAAAGUGUUUUUAUCAGUGGAAAUUUCCUAUAAAGAUUAGUCUGGCCUUGCGUUAGGUUACUAAUACAUCAAAAUUGUUACUAGCCGUGUCGUUGUCUAAGGACGGCCAUUGUCACUGUAUUUGAGAAAAAUGGAUUUGCGCUGUUUCGGGGAAUAACUCUUAGAAGGAAUUUUAAAAUGUCUUUUCUUGAUUAUUGUGGUUCUCGCUCUUGGAAGCAGGUAUAGCGAAACCAUAAGUGACGUUUUCAGAACUCAGUUAUAGAGUUGCAAGUUAGGCGGGUGGAAGGCAGCGGGGAACAGAGGCAUCAAACGAUGAAGUGGGAGGAUCCAUUGUGUUUCAAAACUCUUUAUGAAAACAUCAUCAUCUUUUUCAAGUCACACCUACCUCGAAAAUUUCUUCUGGCGAACUGUGUAUCAGCUUCAAAGUAUUUCUAAUAAAGUUAUUCCUUGACGGAAGUCUAUGAAUAAAAUUUUCAACGUAUCGUACAAGAAUUAAAUGUCAGAAUUUUAAUUUUCGCAGCAUACAUCUGGAGUGGUCACAUGCCAACUUUUUCUCUAUAUCAAGCUAAUAUGGACAAGCUAGACGCCUGUAAGUAUAAACCUCAGGCUUUGACGUUUUUAGGGAAGAGUGAAAAUCCCGGGGGGGUACUCCCUUAUAUAAGCGUUAUAUGUAUGUGCCACCCCAAAGGGUAGGGUUCUUGCGCCGUUUUGGUCUGAAAACGGGUAAAGACUUUGCCCAUUUGGGUAUGGAACCGGGUAUGGUUCUAGGGAGAACUCGUAGGAGAAUAUGAACGUAUUCAUGGUUUCAAUUCCAAAUGAGGUAGAAAGAAAGAGAUACAUGAGAACGUGAAAUCUUUUUUGUUCUUGUUCCAAUCAAAGUAAUGAUUUAAUAAUUUCUUAGACGCCAGGUCUGAAAACGGGUGUGGAUUUCAGAGGCCAGGUCUGAAGAGGGGUAUGAAAAAAUACAUUUUUUUGUCCAAAAUAGGAUUUCUAUUUUCCAAGAUUUGGAGAACCGGGUCGCACACCCCACCAAUAAUUCCCAAGAGUACCCCCCCGGGGAAAAUCUUAACCUUUUGAGGUUUUUUGUGGGUUAGAGACUGGGUUACUCAAGAGAAGUACACCUGGACUCAAGAAGUAUGGCGAAUGAUCUGUGAAGCCCGUGGCGUGUGUUUAAUACUGUGGAAGCCCAGGCAGGGAGGUUUAUUAGAUAGCAGGCGUUUAAAUAGUGGUAAUAGGACUGAGUGGAGUCCAAUAAUUCGGUCUGAAAUCAUAAGAGUGAUUUGUUAAUCACAAGUAUGAUUACAGACCGAAUUGGACGACUCAAAGUUCUGUUACCAAUUUAUCAUAACCAUUACAAUUUCCGAAAAAACAAAUGCAGCCUUUUUUCUGAAGGAGUUUUUAAUACCAAUUAUCCAAAAUUACGGAAAAUAUCACUGGUAGACACAGUCUCAUGUUACAUAUUUCGUCUAUUUUGGAAAAUCCCCAGUUUGGUAGGGUAAUUGGUUAUUGUUAUAAUUAUUGUGAUAAAUUCUGUGAUUGGUGGAUUUAGCUGAGUGCACUCAAUAUGAUUGGCUGAUAUAACUGUUUGAUUACAGGUGUCCGAUUACAGCCAACUGUCCGAUCAAUAAUUCGUGAAAAUAAUUUUAAGGUUUUUUUUAGGUUUUUAAUAAAGCAGUUAAUGCACCAAUCAAAUUUGAGCAAAUUGUAAGGGUUGUGAUUUAAGGGAGAAGCGUUUAUUCUCUGUAACAAACUCCACAUAAUAAUCGGCUUUCGGCGAAUAUAUCACCACAGCAGACUAUAUAUCCAGUAGUCCAUCCAUUGAUACCGCGUCUAAGCCGUUUAGAGAUCUUUAGAGAUCAGAUCCUUACUCUGAACCGGACACUCAACAGCCAGGGUGUAAUGCGCAGACUCUUGUUAAACAAGAAACCCAAAAUAACUGAAAUGAUUUUGCUCCAUUUUACUAUUUCCUAGUAGAAUGGACAACUGUCGUGAGGGGCGUACUAGACAAGAGGCGUUUAUUUGAGAGGGCGUCUAUAAGGUGAUUUACGGCUGCAACUCAAGAAUUUUUAUACGUCCAACCUAUCCACUUUUACCCCUCGUGAUAAGAAAAAAGGAUCAACAUAAAAGUUUGGCAGCGCCUGAAAACGAGGCAAAAACAGCUCUUGAAAGAACAUUAGUAAAAAAAGAUUUAAAAACCCCGUUUUUUACAUGACAUGUAUUUCUGUAUUUAGAUGCAACACAAGCAAGUCAGAGAAAAACUGAGGUGGUAUGCCCAAUACCGAAGUAUUUUCGCGCCUUUUUGCACGAUAGCCGGCGUUUCCGCAGAACACGCACAGUCUUCACGCGUGCGCAGCUUCACGAACUGGAAGAUAGAUUUGAACGCGAAAAAUAUCUGUCCACGCACGGAAGGAAGGACUUUGCACGACAACUAAAACUCACGCCGUUGCAAGUGAAGACGUGGUUUCAGAACCGGCGAAUGAAAUGGAAAAAGGAAAUGUUGAGGAAAGACCCAACUGCUGUAACAACGCGAGCGAAGGGUCGUCCCAAAAAGGACGAAUUCUGAUUGUAUAGAUGUUAACGAAGUUUUCAUAAAGAAAAAAGUAUAAAAAGGAGGCGGAAAUUGCGAGCGCAAAAAAUAAUUCAUGCGCGUGUUUACUCGCGCAAGAUGCUGCAGUUGUAGUCAACGUUUUGAGGUGUAACUUUUGACGUACCGAAAUAGAAUUUAGUUUAGAAUUAUUAAGUUGUCAUGUGACGUUAUGUCAGUAGAAGCCUUGUCUUGUUGUGCUUUUUUGUAAUAAUUGCGUUGAUAAGUUUUAAAAGGGUUUUUGAUAAUUGUACAUGUAGGGGCUUUGGGUUUCAUUAUAUUGUUUGAGUUACAUUUGCUAAUGAUUAGGAGAACAGAAAAGUAUUGCUCAGUAGAUUUCAUUUGAAUAGCGC
This is a messenger RNA of Porites lobata, 3693 nucleotides long. The record is from the annotation of a GenBank genome assembly. Lineage: Eukaryota; Metazoa; Cnidaria; Anthozoa; Scleractinia; Poritidae.